CUGGCGGGGACCUGUGUUCUGUAAUAAUACUUGAGAAUAUACGAUGGAUUAGUUAAAUAGAAGUAGGAUUAAAGUGGGUACUUAGGCGCAAAGGAAUUGGAGUUAGGUGGUGAAAUGUGGGCUGGGCUGGGCUGUUAGAUUUUGCGAGAAAAGAUAGAAGAAAGCUGCAGGAUCCAAGUUUGUGUUGUGAAUAUCGAUGCAAGAAGCUGAACCUGGCCUUUAUAAAGCACCACGUCACUCGAGGAGUUGGAUGAUGAUGACGAUGAUACAUUUUGGGAUCUGGAAUUAGAACCGAAUCCUCCAAACCCAUAACCCAUUGUUGUUUUUCCUCUUCUUUUAACUUGAAACCAACCAACUCUCAUCUCUCAGCUUCAGCUACUUUCCACUCUUCGAAAGCUCCAAUUUCCAAUGGGGGAGGAGGACAAGAAACCGGAGGAUACAAAACCAGAGGAACCCCCGAGGGCGGCUCCCGAUCAAGAGCAAACAGGGGCCGAGAGCGACAAUAAAGAAUCAAAAGAUGCCGUCGAAGAAAAACCUCUUCCUAAACCUCCUCAGGAUAUUGUGCUCUCUGUUUUUAUGCAUUGUGAAGGCUGUGCCCGCAAGGUCCGCCGCUGCCUCAGAGGCUUCGAAGGGGUUGAAAGUGUGGAGACCGAUUGUAGAACUCAUAAAGUCGUGGUGAAAGGAGAGAAGGCCGAUCCGGUCAAGGUUCUAGGCAGACUUCAGAGGAAAAGCCACCGCCGGGUUGAAUUGAUCUCUCCAAUUCCCGAGCCCACUGCCCCGAUCCCUGAACCCGUAGAGAAACCCAAAACAGAGGACACCAAACCACAGCCUCAGAUUCUAACAACGGUCGUCUUGAAAGUGCACAUGCACUGUGAGGCCUGCGCUCAAGAAAUCAAAAGAAGGAUACACAGAAUGAAAGGUGUUGAAUUAGUGGACCCAGAUCUAAAGAGCUCGCAGGUCACCGUGAAAGGAGCGAUCGAUCCGGCGGCGCUGGUUGCAUAUGUUCAUCGCCGAACUGGAAAACACGCUGCGAUUGUGAAGCAAGAGCCGGAAAUUACGCCGGAGAAUAACGAGUCAGAAGUUGCUGCGAAAGAAGUCGAAGAAGAGAAGAAAGCCGACGCCAGUGACGGAGUUGAAAGUGAGAAAAAGGUGGAGGAAGAAAGUAAAGUCGAGGAGAAACCCGCGGCUGCAGCUGCCGGCGGUGGAGAGGCAGAAGGAACCGCCCCUGCGGAGGCCGAUCCGGUGGCGGAAGAAGCUCCGAAGAUGGUGGAAGUGAAGAAGAAUGAAUACCAUUAUUACCCGCAAAGGUAUAUUAUGGAAAUGUAUCCGUAUGCACCGCCGAUGAUGGGCGAUGUAGCGUACCCGGCGCCGCAUAUGGUUGUGGACGCGUACCCGGCGCCGAUGAUGAUGGGGCAUGCAUAUCCACCUCAGAUGUUCAGCGAUGAAAAUCCAAAUGCUUGUUCCGUCAUGUAAUGUUCUCUGUUUUGUUCUAUAGGAUUUUCUUCCACUGGGACGGAAGUAUAAACAUAUAAUCAACGGGUGGUGUUGAGCCGUAGAAUUUUGUGAAUUGUUACAAAGUUCUAUUCCACUGCCACAUGUUAUAAAACAUUGGCGUAUAUUAUAUCAUUAGUACGUGUGAUAAAUAGGAUCGUUACCACAAAUUAAUUUAAUGUCAUAAAAUCAUAUUGGUCAACCCAAUUAUAGAUUUAUAAUACAUCA
Messenger RNA from Benincasa hispida (wax gourd), 1719 nucleotides. It is a transcript of the gene FP3, whose product is annotated as farnesylated protein 3. NCBI's taxonomy places the organism in Eukaryota, Viridiplantae, Streptophyta, Magnoliopsida, Cucurbitales, Cucurbitaceae. The record is from RefSeq and is a predicted model, not a curated record. Gene Ontology annotation, molecular function: metal ion binding.